AUGCAGAAGGUUGUAGUGAUUGUUGGAGCAGGGCCUUCUGGCCUUGCAACUGCUGCAUGCUUAUCAGCUCAUUCCAUUCCCCAUGUCAUCCUUGAAAAGGAGGAUAUUUAUGCUUCUCUUUGGAAGAAAAGAGCUUAUGAUCGCUUGAAACUCCAUUUAGCCAAAGAAUUUUGCUCCCUUCCCUUCAAGCCCCUCUCACCAGAUAGCCCUACCUACAUACCAAAAGACAUGUUUGUCAACUAUCUGGAUGAAUAUGUCUCAACAUUCAACAUCCAACCUCAAUAUCAUCGAUCUGUUGAAUCGGCUUGGUAUGAUGAAGUUGAUGGGAAAUGGCGAAUCGACGCCAAGAACAUGCAAUCAGGGGAUGUGGAAGUUUAUGUUGCUGAGUUUUUGGUGAUUGCUUCAGGCGAAAACAGCGCCAAGUACAUUCCAGAGCUGCCAGGGUUAGGUACCUUUAAGGGGGAAAUCAUCCAUUCCAAUGAGUAUAAAUCCGGUGCAAAAUAUGAAAACAUGGAUGUUUUGGUUGUUGGAUGCGGUAAUUCGGGUAUGGAGAUAUCUUAUGACCUCUCAAAUUUUGGAGCUCAUACUUCGAUUGUUAUCAGAAAUCCUUUUCAUGUGGUAAGCAAAGAAAUGGUGCGACUAGGGAUGAUAUUCUACAAGUACAUCCCACUUUUUGUGGUGGAUUUCUUGAUCGUACUGAUGUCAAAAAUGGUAUAUGGCGAUCUAUCCAAGUAUGGAAUCCGUCGGCCAAAGAAAGGUCCUUUCUUUCUCAAAGAAACCACGGGAAGAGCUCCUGUAAUUGAUGUUGGAACCGUCCACAAGAUCAAGUCUAAAGAGAUAAAGGUUGUUCCAGCCAUAUCAAGCAUUUACGGGAAGAAGGUGUUGUUUGAGGAUGGUGGUGAGAGAGAGUUUGAUGCUAUAGUUUUUGCAACUGGCUAUAGAAGCAUAGCUAAUAAUUGGCUGAAGGAUUUUAAAUAUGUUCUCAAUGAAAAUGGGAUGCCUAAAACUGAUUUCCCACACCAUUGGAAAGGAGAAAAGAACCUGUAUUGUUGUGGAUUAUCAAGGAGGGGACUGUUUGGUGUGUCAAUGGAUGCAAAGGCCAUUGCUGAUGACAUUAAGAGGGUUAUAAGUGAAAAAAUGGAGAAGUGA
Messenger RNA from Durio zibethinus, 1149 nucleotides. RefSeq names its product putative indole-3-pyruvate monooxygenase YUCCA10. The record is from RefSeq and is a predicted model, not a curated record. Gene Ontology annotation, molecular function: N,N-dimethylaniline monooxygenase activity; NADP binding; flavin adenine dinucleotide binding. Lineage: Eukaryota; Viridiplantae; Streptophyta; Magnoliopsida; Malvales; Malvaceae.